AUGGCCAGGAGCAGUGGCAGCGGCAGUGGCAGUGGCAGGAAGCGGAGGCCAGAAACGAAGGCGAUGGCGGCGCGUGCUCCUUGUCUGCUAAAUACUCGACACUUGCACAUUAUCGAAUUGAAUGCAACAGGACUUGCCGAAAGCUAUCCUUUGCAGUGUCCCUCACUGCCCACAUCGCACGGCAUUUACACAGUUCAAGUGUCGGGACUGGAUCCUUUUCAGGUGUCAUGCGAUGCCAAAAUUGCCGGUCCUGGUUGGACUGUGAUUGCCCGUCGCACCAGCAAUAAAUUGAAUUUCUUUCUCAAUUGGGUGGAGUACAAAAAUGGAUUUGGCGAUCUCACAAAGGACUUCUUCAUUGGAUUAGAUAAACUGCACGCCAUAACUAAGUCACAGCCCCACGAACUAUACAUACACCUGGAGGACUUCGAAGGACAGACGCGCUAUGCGCAUUACGAUGACUUUUUCGUUGAAAGUGAAAACCAAUUUUAUGCAAUGACAAAGUUGGGCAUAUUUACUGGAGAUGCCGGCGACUCCCUGAUCCAGAACAAGAACCAAAACUUCUCCACUUACGACAGAGAUAACGAUGCGUGGGACAAGAACUGUGCCGCAGAGUACAUGGGUCCUUGGUGGCACAUCAACUGCACUCAUAGUAAUCUUUUUGGCCUGUAUCUUCACGGAGACGAAGGUGAAAUUUUGCAAUGGAAGGGUAUAGUUUGGCCUUCUUGGCGAAAGGAGACAUAUUCGUAUAAAGUGAUGCAAAUGAUGAUUCGGCCCAAAUGCUUAUGUUCAAUGAGGAAAUAG
This is a messenger RNA of Drosophila serrata, 801 nucleotides long. RefSeq names its product techylectin-5B. NCBI's taxonomy places the organism in Eukaryota, Metazoa, Arthropoda, Insecta, Diptera, Drosophilidae. The record is from RefSeq and is a predicted model, not a curated record.